Parnassius mnemosyne (clouded apollo) is the source of this 795-nucleotide messenger RNA. The record is from the annotation of a GenBank genome assembly. NCBI's taxonomy places the organism in Eukaryota, Metazoa, Arthropoda, Insecta, Lepidoptera, Papilionidae.
AUGGAAAAAGUAGACGAUUCUUUAUUGGAAAAUCAGAGUGAGGAGUCUCCGCAUCAGAACUCGUCUUCUCGCGGAGAGAAUCUGGAUUUAUCGUCGGAUGGAGACAGCGGAGAAUCAGACUCGGAGUCUGAAAGUGAGUCCUUACGUCCUCCAAAUAAAAGAAUUAAAACCAAUGACGUAAAUUCGGACCCGCGGUUCGAAGCACUAAUACACCAACUCAAUUUAGGUGAGGUCUUCACUGUUACUGACAAUAACAAAGUAAUAAAGAAUGCAUCGCAAAGUCGUUUGGAAUCCUUAGUAAAAUUACAACACUUUGGAACUGAGGAGUGGAAAGAGGUAAAAUAUUCUAAGGUCUUACACAAUUUUUUAGCCAAACCAAGUUUUAUCGAACUAAAGAUUAAGGAUGAAUUGUGUCACCUGAAUAAGGGAAAAGACUACUUAGCAAACACAGAAAAAACUUUGGCUGGUCUUACAAAUGGCUUGUUAGAACACAAGGAAAUUGUACGGAGCAAUUUACAAGAGAUUGUAAAUUGGUCAAAUAACUCGUCAAGUGAUUUGACACCAGAAAAUCUGUUUAAUAAGAUUAUGACAGUGUUUGGACCUAACACUCAAUAUUAUAAGAAUAUGGAACAAAUUGUACAAGUUGUCUGUGGGAAGAGAACAGAGUGCAUAGAAAUAAGACGAGAACGCAUUUUAUCAGAGAUCUCAAAUAAAAACCUACAAGCUACUCUCAGAAAGCUGCCUCCAAGUGCAGAACACCUUUUCGAGCAUAAUAGUUUAUUACCGGUGAUAUAA